UCUCAGGCGGCUGCACCAAGGCUGAAGCUGCUCCAGGCUAGGCCAGGGCUAUGUGGAGCAACCAGAGCAUUCUUCCAAGAUAAAUGAUUAAGCUGAGCAGCACUUGGCAAGGGCAUAGGCUGCUAAGCCAAGGAGGUGAGCCCUGUUCACACCUCAGCCAGGCUGUGGAAGCCAGAACUAGAUAGAUCAGGAAGGCAGAGACCAGAGAGGCCCAGCGGCUCCCAGCCAGCCCCUGCAGCCUCCUGCUUGUCAGAGGCACCCAGAGCAUCUCAGAUCCAGAGGAAUCUUCACAGCCUGCCCUUCUGGGACCCUGCUCACACCUCUGGCACCAUGAAGCUCCAGGUGUUCUGGACUGUGCUGGAAUAUACCUGCCGGCUCCUGGGCAUCACCACAGCUGCAGUGUUGAUUGGAGUGGGCACAGAGACCUUCCUGCGAGGGAAGUUCAAAAGCCUGGCCUUCUAUCUGCUGUUCACAGGAGUCACCAUCUCCAUGUGUGAAGGGGCCUUCUUUGUGGCUCAACUGCUGGCCAUCUGCUUCAGGUGUCAGCCGGGGUCUCUGGCACACAAAGCAAGGGAGAAGGCCUGCUGGCUGGGCUGCUUCCAGAAGUUCCUCGCCUACAUGCUGCUGUCUGUGGCCUGCUUCCUCCACCCUGUCCUCGUCUGGCAUGUGACCAUUCCAGGUUCCAUGCUAAUCGUCACUGCCCUGGCCUACUUCCUGCUGAGCAAGCGGAAGAAAAGAAAGGCUGUUCCAGAGGUGCUGGCGCCCACGGAGCAGUACACAGACCCUUCCAGCAGCGUUGUGAGCACCACAGGCUCUGGGGACACUGAGCAAACCUAUACUUUCCAUGGGGCCCUCAAGGAGGGGCCUGGCUCGUUCUUCGUCCACAUGAAGAGCAUCCUGAAGGGGACCAAGAAGCCACGUGUCCUACAGCCCCAAGAUACCCUAAUGGAACUGGCACUAGAGCCAGCCGACUCCUUGGCCAAGAAGAAGCAGGUACACUUUGAAGACAAUGUAGUCAGGAUCAUCCCAUCCCUCACCGAAGGUCAGGGUGACAGUGACAGUGGGCCAGAGGAAAUGAGCUCUGACACGACCCCCAUUAUCCCUCCCUCCCGGACGCCACUCUUCCUGCCUUCUCUCAUGGCCACCGACCUGUUCUGAGCUUCUCAUCUGGAGAUCUACAGCUGGAGAGACCUUCCAGAAAACUUCUAAUAGCCAUGGCCCCUGCAGGGAACUCAGGGUCUCCAUUCACCAGCUACUCAUAUCCCAGUGGUGGCUGGGUAUUCGGAACAACAAGAUGGUGUACCAAGCCAGAUCUGUGGAGACCUCCAGGGGGGCACAAAUGAAGCCCUGCCAUACAGAAUCAGCACAGGCUCCUCCUCCUUGGCCAGGGGUGGGAAAAAGAGAGCACAGCUCCACAAGGCUUCUAACCCAACUUGCUAAGCCUUAAAGGGACAGAAGACAUCAGUUCAGCCUCCCUUGCAUCCAGGCUCCCUUGCAGCCUUCAGCAAGGACCCUGCAGUGCAUUACCGGCACCAAAGGACCAGGGGUGAGUCAGCAGCACAAGCAAGAUAGUUCAGGGUAAACAUGGGAAAGAAAGCUUCAUAUCUCAAGUGAGGACAGCCUGGCAGUGGGCCGCAUUCUCAGCAUACUCUAGGACUGGGCUAGGCAGCAGGCAUUUCAGAAUCGCCCGGGAAACAAUGCCACUCUGUGCUCAGUGCCGGGAAAGCUGACCAGAAGAGCAUCUCUCAUUCCAGAAGGAUAGCCAAGGGCUUCCUGCCCUCCCCACCCCAGCCCCACUGUAUGGGCAGUGUUCAGAUCCCAAGGAGAUCUGCUAGCUAAAAGAGUCUGAGAGCCCAUGACCAUCUGUAGCAGGAAUGGCCAGGGUGUAGCAUGGAAUAAUCACUAUAGGUCAGGACCCAGGAUGCAGGAGACUGCCUCCAGAGAGCCACACGACACAGGGAAGUAGCUUUACCAUGCUUAGGAACCUGGAAGUAAGAUGGGUGAUAAAUGAAUGUUUGCUCAAAAUAGGGAGGAAGGAAGAAAGAAGAGGAAAGGACACAAGGGAGAGGACAGUGAUCAGGAAGGCAUGGUUUCCGUCCUGCAGCUGCAGAGGUGACAGUGAAUCUGAGAUAGAGACUUCUUGGUAAAAAAAAAAAAAAAAAAAAAAAAAAAAAUUAUAAAAUACCUUUUA
This is a messenger RNA of Meriones unguiculatus (Mongolian gerbil), 2191 nucleotides long. It is a transcript of the gene Tmem72, whose product is annotated as transmembrane protein 72. Bases 331 to 1158 code for a protein of 275 amino acids. The record is from RefSeq and is a predicted model, not a curated record. Lineage: Eukaryota; Metazoa; Chordata; Mammalia; Rodentia; Muridae. The transcript has 5 exons.